Molecule: messenger RNA, 849 nt
Organism: Durusdinium trenchii
Lineage: Eukaryota; Dinophyceae; Suessiales; Symbiodiniaceae
Source: the annotation of a GenBank genome assembly
AUGCUCCGGGUGACCAUGUGUUCUUUUGCAAACUUUCAGCUGUUCCCCAUUUGGACAUCAACCAUCAUCGAUGUCUCGUUUCAGGAGGGGAAAGCGUAUCGGCUGUUAGCCAAUGCAUUGGACAAGCUCAACACGCCGACGGAGGAGAUCCACUCGGCUUACAAGGAGGCGAUGCGAUUGGCCCACAAGCACGACGACAUGCAGUUGUCCUUCAACGUGCUCACUGGGAUGGGCUCCCACGAGGUGAGGAUGGAGAACCUAGAAGAUGCCGAACAUUUGUAUUUCCAGUCGCUGAUGCUGGCGAAACGUGUGUUGUCCUCACAUGAGGAGGCCAUUGCCGAAGGCAACUUGGGCAUGUGCCUGGGCCAGAUGGAUGGCCGUCGUGCAGAAUGUCUCGAGCACUUCCAGAAAGCCAUCAAGCUCCACGAUGGCAGCAACUCCCACAGCGUGGUGACACUCUUGGCCAAUUAUGCCUCAGCUCUUUGUGCAGAUGAGAGGUACCAGGAGGCGCAAGGCCAGUAUGAGGCGGCCUUGAAGCUGGCCCGUCGCAUCGGAGACCGGCGCGUGGAGAUCAACAUCCUCACGAACUUGGCCAAUCUCUGCGAAAAUGUCCUGUCCUUGCCCGAGAAAGCACGACUCUACCGGGCCGCGCUGAAAGGGCACGCCGAGGGCAAGGAGAUUUGUGCUAUUUGCUUGGACUCUUUGGAGAACGGCCGCCCUCAGAUCGUCUUGCAGUGUAACCAUAUCUAUCACAGCGACUGCUUUGAGGGUGUCCUCUCCAGCGAGUCCGAAAGCCGCAGCCGAUGCCCGCAGUGCCGGAACUCGCACUCCAGCUUCGCCGCAGCGUGA